AUGCUUUGUUUUCAUAGAACACCAUUUUUAUUAUCAUUAAAACAAAUAUCGUCUAUUUUUGUCUGUGAAUAUUUCUUUAAAAGGGGUACUUUCACUCAGAAUAUCAAAAUGUUCUUAUUAUUGUUGCUGUUCACAUUCUCUCAAGCCGACUUUGACUUGACCAAAACUGAUUUUGAACUCUUCAAAGAGUUUGAAGUAAAAUAUAACAAAAAGUAUUCAACACCAUCUCAACGUCUUGCUCGUCUCUCGAUAUUUAAAUCCAGUCUUGAAGAAAUUCGGAGACUGAAUUCAAAGCGAAAAACACCAUCAGAUGCAACUUUUGGUAUUAAUUAUUUCUCAGAUUUGACUCCAUUAGAAAUGGGUAUAAAUUCAAAGAACUUUAUUCAAGUUCAAAGAAAAAGUUCGACUUCCAAAAGUGACGACCUUCCGGUUCUUCCCGCUGGAGAUGUCAUUCCAGACUAUUUAUCGUAUUGUGGACCUUAUGUUCAGAAUAACACAGACCACCCCAAAAUAGACUUUUGUGCAACUCCACUUGACCAAAAAGGGUGUGGGUGUUGUUACGCAGCCGCCAUUGCCAAUCACGCACAGAUUUUGUAUGCUAAUAUGACGUAUUACAAAUACAACAAAGAUGAGACCAAAAUACAAAAGUUACUUUUUACUCCACAAAGAUUUAUAGAUACCAAAUAUGUGCUUCCAAGCGGUUUUACCAAUAAGAGAUGUUGUGGUGGAAAUAGUGGUAUUGCUAUUGAAGGCCAGCCGACUUAUUCGUUACAAAAAGACUAUGCCUUUUCUGAUGGAACUGACGCCUCUUAUAAUAUUCAACCGCCUUGCACUCCACGUGGAGACCAAAAUGCAUCGGUUGAGAUUUAUUUGAGGAACAAAGAAUAUGAUAUUUUCUCAGUCAAUCAAGCUGGUAAUCAUGCGCAACAAGUGUUGGCUUUGAAGAAAAUAUUACAUCAUUAUGGCCCCGUUUUGGUUGCAAUUCAAACAACUAAUACCGGUUUCCCAGCUUAUAGAAGCGGCAUAUUUACAUUCCCACAAGAUGUAUGUCAAAACGUUGUUACUGAUCAUCAGGUAAUAUUAGUUGGGUAUGGUAAAGACGCUGCAACCAAAAAAGAUUAUUUCAUUGUUCGAAAUACUUGGGGUUCUUGGUGGGGUGAAAAUGGCGGAUUUGCUCGAGUUUCAACAGACGUUUUCUGUGGAAUAGCACAAGACGAUACAAGAGGCUAUUUAUCACAAAAUUACAUUUUCUUUUCAGGUAAUUGUAAAAUUGAUCCAAAUUGCAAGACAUGUAAUACAACAAACUUGUUGUGUACUGAAUGUAAAGCUGGCACUAAUAAAGACAGAAGAGGCGUUUGUGUUGCACCGGGACAAUAUGAUUUUCAACCAGUUAAUCCACCAAUUAAAUGUAUUUCUGGGUGUUCUUCUUGUACUGAUUCAACCACUUGUAAUGUAUGCAACACGGGGAAAGUCCUUCAAAAGGACAAGAAAGCGUGUUUGGACAAGUGCCCAAGUGGACAAUACCCAAAUAGCAACAAACUGUGCACUUCUUGUGGCGUUUCUUCGUGUGAAACAUGUGUUACUUCACCUACUAAUAAAUGUGAUACUUGCCCAACUAAUAAAUAUCUGGCUGUUGAUAAAACAAGCUGCUUAGCAAGUUGUCCAAAUGGGCAAUACCCAAAUGCUAAUAAACAAUGCACAGUCUGUACCACAGCUAAUUGCGCCACUUGUAGUGCUAGUAAUGUGUGUACAACAUGUAAACCCAACUACACCAAAACAGCGACAAAUCAAUGCACCGCCACUCCUUGUGGUGAUGGCAAAUUUGGCACUCAACCCAAUUGUGGCAACUGCCUCGCGAACUGUAAGACGUGCACUAAUGCAACAAUUUGCACGGCGUGUACUGGAACUUAUAAAUUAAGUGAAAAUAAAAAGACGUGUUAUGCCACUUGUCCAAAGGGCACCUAUACUUCUGGAACUAAUUGUAAAAAGUGUACAACAACAAAUUGUGUUGCUUGCAACAACUCAAAUGUGUGUACCGAAUGUGCUGCUAAUUACCAGAAAACAACAUCAAAUCAAUGCGAAGUGAAGCCAACAACAUGCCCUUCAGGCCAAUACGGAACUCCUCCAAAUUGUAAAAACUGUCUUACAAAUUGUAAUAAAUGUGUUGAUGGCUCAAAAUGUGAAAUGUGUAGUGGUACUUACAAAUUAAGUGAAAACAAAACAAAGUGUUACUCGACGUGUCCUAAUGGGACUUAUGUCUCAGGCAAUUACUGCAAAAAGUGCUCAACUGCAAAUUGUGCCAUUUGCAACACAAAUAACGUAUGCACUCAGUGUUUGACUAAUUUCGACAAAACAGCAAGUAACCAAUGUGUUGCACAACCAUGUGGUGAUGGGGAAUAUGGUACUAAACCAAAUUGCCGCAAAUGCAUUUCUUUGUGCCAAAAAUGUACCGAUGGGAUUUUAUGUUCACUCUGUGCUGGUGAAGCUAAGCUUCAAGAAGACAAGAAGAAGUGUUACGCCACGUGUCCUUCGGGUACUUACGCCACUGCAACUUAUUGCAAAAAAUGCACUACUGCAAAUUGUUUGGAGUGCAAUAACAAUAACGAGUGCAAGAAAUGCAUCGACAACUUCGAGUUGAGUGGAACACCUCCAAAGUGCACUUCUAAAAGUGGAGCGUGUGGAGAUGGGUAUUAUGGAGAAGCAGGAAAAUGUCAGAAAUGCAGUGUGAGUGGAUGCAAGAGAUGUAGUGAUGGCGAGACGUGUGACAUGUGCAAUGAAAUUUUGAAUUUGGAAUUUAACAAGAAAAAAUGUUCGAAUGCAUGCCCAACUGGAUAUUUCGCAGAUAACCAAAAGUGCUUGAAAUGUGACGAUAAGUGCAAUAAAUGUCAAGCAUUGGAUAUGUGUAAUGAGUGUAACGAAAACUUUAAAUUCAAAGUCGAAGGGAAAUGUUAUAAUGAAUGUCCUGAUAACUACUAUGAAGAUAAAACUGUGUGCAAUGUAUGCAAAAACAAUUACCAAACUCCUUGCAAUACAACUGAAUGUGAAAAAUGUACAGCACCACAAAACAAAAAUGGUGUUGACAAGAUAUUCAUUUUAAUCGCUUUAGUCGUACUGCUUUUCCUUUAA
Entamoeba invadens IP1 is the source of this 3126-nucleotide messenger RNA. RefSeq names its product cysteine protease, putative. The record is from RefSeq and is a predicted model, not a curated record. Lineage: Eukaryota; Evosea; Mastigamoebida; Endamoebidae. Bases 1 to 3126 code for a protein of 1041 amino acids. Gene Ontology annotation, molecular function: cysteine-type peptidase activity. Gene Ontology annotation, biological process: proteolysis. The transcript has a single exon.